AAGAACGAAGGCACAAGCUUUACAAAAACCGUUCUAAUCUCUGCCGAGAAUGUCAACAACAACGCAACGUUAAAUUGAGCGUGUUGGGUUUUUAUUUUCGCUUUGUCCGACACCACUUAUACAAUUACUAAGCUCUCCGGAGUAUCUCAGCGUGUGCCGGUGACGCUGUGAGGCGUCGGACCUCACUCCUAUAUAAUAGAGACCGAGGCUCACGGCCCACUAGUGCCACUGCAGGCGUCAGCGGUCAAUGUGCGUAAUCGGAAUCAGUGACAGAUAAACAAUAAACAAAAUGUACACAGUUCUCGUGCUAAGUGCGCUGUGCGUGCUUGUAGUGCAAGCUCAACUAGAGGGCGCUCUCGACUCGUUCUACAAAGAGAGAGAGAGCAUGAUUGAGGACGAGCUCGCCGCCUCGCUCGGCGGGAACCUGACCCUCAGCUCACGGGAGAUCAGCGCCAACCGGAUCCUCAUGAGGGAGAAAUACAAAGAGUUCGACUUCGCCUUCCAGAACCCCAGCCACUUCAACUUCUCCAGACUGGAUAUGACCUACAGGAACCAUAUCGGGAAGUCUCCAGUGUACAGCAUCAUGAAGAGGAUGCCGAAAGGUGCAGCCCUCCACGUCCACAGCUCUCUCAUGAUGGAUGCCGAGUACAUGAUGCAGCUCACGUACGAAGACGAUUUGUACGUGUGCAACAGUUACGGGAAAAUGAAAUUGCAGUUCGCCGAUGGGCCCCCGGCGCUGCCUUGCCCGACGUCGUGGCGGCUGCUAAGUGAAGUGAGAAAAGAGCCGGCUGAUAAAGAGCGUAUAGAUAACAUCCUCAGCAAAGAGUUCAAAAUGGAUUACAACGCCGAAGAUGAUAUUAACAAAGUGUGGGAUCGCUUCCAGAAAGCAUUCCGAGCGACCAAGAUGCUGCUCUUGUAUAGACCGGUUCGAGAGAAGUUUUUUUACGACGCUCUAAAAAAAUUCUACGACGACAACAUUUUAUACAUAGAAAUACGAAGCGGUUUGGACGAGCUUUACGAAAAGAACGGCACGGUUCACGAUAAGCUUUAUUUAGCUCGAAUGUACCAGAAAGUGGCCAGCAAGUUUGCUUCCGAGCACCCAGAUUUUAUUGGUGUAAAGACGAUACUGAGUGUAGCCCGCAAGUACAAUAUAAAGCAAGUCAGAGAUUCGCUGAACGACGCAGUUAAAUUGAAGGAAGAAAUGCCUGAUUUCAUUGCUGGAUUCGACUUAGUCGGCCAGGAAGACUUGGGCAGACCCUUAGCUGACUUCAUUCCCGCAUUGAUCGAAGUAAAAGACAAGCUAGACCUAUAUUUGCACGCGGGAGAAACCAACUGGUUCGGGACAUCAUCUGACGAGAAUAUCGUAGACGCGAUACUGCUGGGCACAAAAAGGAUAGGUCAUGGUUACGCAUUGAUAAAGCAUCCUAUCUUGAUGGACGCCGUGCGUAAGAGGGAGAUAGCUAUAGAGGUGAACGUGAUAUCUAACGUGGUGUUGAACCUAGUGGAAGAUGUGAGGAAUCACCCGUUGGCGUCGUAUCUGGCGCUAGGCCUUCCCGUGGUGCUGUCUAGUGAUGACCCUGGAGUGUGGAGUGCGGAUGCUCUGUCUGAUGACUUCUACGUAACUUUCAUGGGUGUGGCCAGUCGCAGAGCCGACAUCAGGACGCUGAAGCAACUGGCUCUGAACUCGAUAAGAUACAGUGCUCUGAGCGACGCCGGGAAAUCUGAUGCGUUGAGACUCUUCAAUGAAAAGUGGGAUAAGUUCGUGGAUGAUUUGAUAGAAUCAGAGACGACACAGUAAAUGUAUGUGAAAAAGUGUUAAUUUCUAAACAGGGUAUUAUUAUGUGUAAGUGUUCAAAUUAUUUAUUGAUAGGUUAGGAUGUAAUUUUAUUAAAUGAGGAUGUUAUGUCAUGAUGUAAGAUAGCCAUAUAACAUCAUAAAAACGACUAAUUAUGCAAUUAACAAAUAAAAAAUCAAUAGGUAUAUGAAUACCUAUAUUCCUACCGUCAUUUGAUAACAACAAUGAGACUCAGUGUUGGUCACAUUGAGUAGUAUUGUAUCAUGUCACGUACGGUCAACAAAAGAGAUACGUAGCUAUCCACUGGACGUUAAUCUAAGGUUUAACCGAAUCUUUACUUUAUUUUCACACCUAACAAUAACCGUAACAGAUACCAAGACCAAGUAUCUCUUUUGCUGACCGUACCAUCGAGAUAACCCGUUGUGCGCUACCCGUUGGGUCGUAAGACAAUACAUAAUCUACGUAUGUGUUUGUAUUUUUUUUAAUGUUUAGUCGAAAUAUGACUUUUAGAAUUUUGCUAUCGGUACAGUGCUAUCGCUCGGGUCUGAUUACGUAUUUAUAUAAUAUAAC
Plutella xylostella (diamondback moth) is the source of this 2365-nucleotide messenger RNA. Its product is annotated as adenosine deaminase 2. Gene Ontology annotation, biological process: adenosine catabolic process; inosine biosynthetic process. Lineage: Eukaryota; Metazoa; Arthropoda; Insecta; Lepidoptera; Plutellidae. The record is from RefSeq and is a predicted model, not a curated record. Gene Ontology annotation, molecular function: adenosine deaminase activity.